CCCAUCCAUCCAUCACACAUCUUCACACCGUCACAACACCAACAACUCGCCCCCCGACCCAACCCGCUUGCACCCAGCCAUCAUGGGCUCGUCAAGCACACUCUCGUCAGACGACAAGAGCAAGGUCAAGAGCGCGGUUCCCACCUCGGGUUCCACCAACAAGAUCAUCACCGUCGCCGUAGCACGUAUUUACACAGCAAAGCCGGGCUCUUCAUCAUGGAAGUACGGCGGGGCCACCGGAGCCCUAGUGUUCCUCGCGGACAAGGCCAAGGGCGGUCUGUGGUUCCGUGUCGUCGACCUCGAGGGCAACCGCGGAGUCGUCUGGGAACACGAGCUACCCAACGAGAUUGAGUACAACCAGGACAAGCCGUGGUUCCACAGCUGGGGCGGAGACGACGCCCAAAUCGCCUUCGUAUUCGCGGCCCAGGACGAGGCCCACGAGUUCUACAAGAAGGUCGCCAACAGAUCCAAGUAUGCGACCAAGGUCAGCAAGGACAAGGAAGCUGGCGGCGGCAAGCAGUCUUGGGGCAAGCGCCUCAAGGGCAAGAUCGACAAGGCGCUCAUCUCUGGGCCGAAGGACGGCUCGUUCAAGCACGUCGCGCACAUGGGCUACGACGCCGAGAAGGGCUUCUCGUCCAGCGGCGUCGACCCAAGCUGGCAGGUGCUGCUCGAACAGCUCAGCAUGAAGGGUAUCAGCAAGAAGGAUAUCGAGAACAAUGAGGACUUCAUCCGCGACUACGUUGCGCAGCAAGGCGGUAUCGACGCGGUCAUUGCGCAAAACAAGGCAGAGGCCGAGGCAGCAGCCAAGCCAGCACGACAGCCUCCUCCACCUCCGACGACUCGCCGCAAGCAGCCACCAGCGCCGCCUGCGUCUCGCCGGACUGUUCACGAGGAGGCCGCCCCUGCCCCGGCGCCGCCCCCUCCACCGCCUGCACCGGCUCGCAACACUCCACCUCCACCACCAGCGCGCAACCAGCCACCACCUCCACCGGCCCAGCGCCAGAGUGCUCCGCCUCCUCCGCCCGCUCCGCCUGCACCUCCCCCUCCCCGUGCCCCUGCGCAGGCAGCUCCUCCUCCCCCGCCUCCUCCACCACCAGCCCCUCCCCGACCGAACGCUGGUGCUCCUCCCCCACCACCACCUCCGCCGCCGCCGGGACCGCGCCAGGGUGGUCCCCCUCCCCCUCCCCCGCCGCCUCCCCCGAGCGGUCACGCCCCUCCUGCCCCUCCCCCUCCUCCUGCUCCUGGUCCUCCCGCCGGUGGAGAUGCCGGCGGCCGCUCGGCACUGCUCGCCUCGAUCCAGGGCCAGGGUGUGCACAAGCUGCGCAAGGUCGACGACAGCGAGAAGCACAUCUCGCCUGCGGCUGCCGGUCUCGCCGGUGCUGCCGUUGGCGGUACCGCGGUCGCUGCGGCUGCGGCUGCUGACAGUGGUGGCGGUGGCGACCUUGCCUCAUCGCUCGCUGCGGCUCUGGCUCGACGCAAGGGUGAUCUUGGAGACUCUGAUGAUGACGAGGAGAGUGACGACGACCCCGAACCGCCCCCAACCCCGCUGCUGGCCUUUUUCCUGCGCUACCCGAACCCGUUCGCGCGGCACGUCCUCAGCGUCGACGUGCUAGAGCGCACCGUCGACCCAGAAACAGGCAGGGUGAAAACGACGCGGUUGAUCCUCAAGCGUGGCCUCGUGCCGGCCUGGGCGAGCAAGUGGCUGCCGUCUGCGGCUGCGUCGGGCGGGCGCGGCCUCGACGCCUGGGUGCUGGAAGAGAGCGUCGUCGACCCCCCGGGCUGGGGAACGGAGACGGCCACCGACGCGUUCCACACCCAGCCGCGGCUGCGCGUGCGCCAGGGCAACCUGAGCUUCAAGAAGUUUAUGCACGUUAUCGAGGGGGGCGAGCUGUGUGCGGGGGCGGACGGCUCGACAUUGCACCAUACCACGGCCGAAGUGCGCUCGCAGUUCGGCGGGCGGUGGUCGUCGAUGAUCAGGAACAAGAUCGAGAGCUACGGCGUGGGCAAGUUUGAGGGCAACACGGAGCUGGCGCGUAAAGGCAUGUCCCUCGUCCUCGGGCUACUACGCUCCCGCCAGCUCGGCGCAGACGGGGGCACCAACCUCGUGUCGGCGUCGACGGCGGCGUCGGGGUCCGGCAGCGCCGACCGGGACGCGUAGCGAGCGAGCGAGCGAGCGUCGUCGCCGACCACGCUGCAUGUCCCCCACCCUCCUCCCCGCCCGCCAGGCAGCGAGCGCUGUAUGCGCAUAUGCACGCCCCGCCACACCCUCAUUAGCACACCAUUCAUUGUAUGCAUGUAUCCCGUCUUGAACA
Messenger RNA from Vanrija pseudolonga, 2312 nucleotides. It is a transcript of the gene wsp1, whose product is annotated as Wiskott-Aldrich syndrome 1. The coding region runs from base 83 to 2158 and encodes 691 amino acids. Gene Ontology annotation, molecular function: actin binding; phosphatidic acid transfer activity. Gene Ontology annotation, biological process: phospholipid transport. Gene Ontology annotation, cellular component: mitochondrial intermembrane space. The transcript has 10 exons. NCBI's taxonomy places the organism in Eukaryota, Fungi, Basidiomycota, Tremellomycetes, Trichosporonales, Trichosporonaceae. The record is from RefSeq and is a predicted model, not a curated record.